CACGAGCCCAAUCCUGACCAACUUCCAGGGCAGCAGUAGUGAAGUUUGGAGAGGAAAAUUCUGACUUCGUAAACAGUUGAGAAGCUCACCAAACAUAACACUGACGCAGGCCAAAGCCAGGCAGCCACUAUGGACGAUUUAGACGCGUUGCUGGCGGACCUGGAAUCUACUACGUCCCACAUCUCAAAGCGACCGGUGUUCUUGCCAGAGGAGACCCCCUACUCCAUCCCCACCGGAGGACACUCCUACCAGGAUGUGUCCGCUCCACCUCCAGUCCCUCCUCCACCCUCAGCCGAGGCUCUGAACGGGUCACUGAUAGACCAGCCGGACUCCCUCCACUCCUCUCAGCAGUCGUUAGGUUCCGCACAGAAGAGCUCAUGGUCCAGGGACAGUAGCAGCUCCCCGUUGUCUCACAUCGAAGAGGACCACGUCUACAGUUUUCCAAACAAAUCGAAGUCAUCAGACUCGUCCACAGCAGCCAUGACCUCCGCCAUGGGCAGUAACCUCUCGGAGCUCGACAGGCUGCUGCUGGAACUCAACGCGGUGCAACAGAGCUCCCCUUCAUUCCCCACCACAGAGGAGGCCGCUCCACCCUUACCCUCCUGCAGCAUCACCCACUACGAGAACGGCGGCUCCCCAGACAUCAUGGUGAGCCCCCCCCCUCAGGAGAAACCCAAAAGGAACGGAACGAGGCUGGACGAGGCCCGACCCACCGUGGAGAGUCUGCUGGACGAGCUGGAGGGCUCAGUGCCUUCACCCAGCUCCUCCGCUCGCCACAGCGAUUUGGACUCGCCCUCUCAGCAGCAAGCCAGAAUUUCAGCUUCCUGUGCCACCAGAGAGCUAGACGAGCUGAUGGCCUCUUUGUCUGACUUCAAGCCCAGUUCUUUGGGCUCUAUGCUGGAGCCAGCAGGAGCGUCUUCCAGCUCUCCUCAUCCUCCAACCUCUUCCUCCAUCACCCCAGCGGCUUCCCCUUUCCUCUGUCUGUCCCACCCGUCUGCCCGUGCCUCUCCUCUUUUCUCUUUGCCCGCUGGUCUAGAGCUGCACAUAGACGAGGAUGGAGGAGACGGUGGCAUGCCGAUGCCCCGCGCGAACCGUCUCUGUCCCCACAGUCCUACAUCCUCCCUAUCUGCCGUCAGUGACCUGGACCUGGACUCUAUCGUGGAUGUCUCCGCGACCAUACUGUCAUCCCAAACCAAGUCUCUGCUAGUCCUCUCUCAUGCCGCUUCCUCCAACUCCAGCCUCAUGAGAAAUAGCCCGAGUCCUUCCAACACCACCACCACCCCGUCACUUACCUCAGUUAACACCAUCCUGGACCACAAGUCCCCGAGUCCGUCUGUAGAACGGGUCUCACCCUCAAACGCUGUCGGUAAAUUCCCCUGCGCUCCUGAGACUACGAGCACGGGGUCCGCUUCUUUUCAUGACCUCGUUUUGCAUUUCUCCUCUCCACCUCCUUCUAAAAACCUCACCCCUCCUCUCUCGGCCCCGAAGACUCCUUCGCCCGUCCCCGUUGCUGCCUCUAUAUCUCCGCCUUCUGCACACGCUUCCUCAAAAACCACCUCACCAUCUCCGGUCUCGCCAUUGAUGGUCCCCUCUCCGCCGGCCUUCGCUAGCCCCAGCAGACAGCUGUUGGAGUCGGCCCCCAGGGAUCCAGCCCGGGGAGCCAGCCGCUUCACUGUGCAGCAAACCCCCGCGGUGGAGCCCUCCCUGGACGAGGCACUAGACAAGCUGCUAGCCAUGAGUUUCGCGCAGAAUCCCUCCGAGGCACACAUGGAGGAACCCCAGGCGACGAUGGAGGCCCAGUGUCUAAGCAGAGGGAUGCCGGAGGUGCACGAGGAGCUCAUCCUGCCUAUGGACAGAAACAGUGUGCAGCCGGACACGUUCACCAGCACCACCAACACCAUCACAGACGACUCGGUGGACGGAGGCACUGACGGGAACGGAGAUUUGGACUGGGCUGACGAGGAGCUGUCCAUGUCCUUCCACGACGGGCUGGACGGCACCAUGACGCCUUACACCGAGAGGCCGUACACCGAUGGCAGCAUGACCCCGCUGACAGAGGCCAGCUGGAUGGAUGAGUCCAUGACCCCGUCUUCAUGCCCCGGGACCCCUGACGUUGCCCUGGACCUGCCCCUGCUGCAGACGCCCACCAUGGACAGAGUCUCUGCUUCCGGACAUAUCAAAUCAGUGAUUAGGCGCACUAAGGAGACUCCCAACGUGCACCCCAUGUUCCGAGAUGGUCACCUGCGCAGGAAGAUGGGACCCAUCAUUGUGAACAAGAACACUUCUCAGGACCGCCUCAUAGAGGAGCUUCAGGGAAAGUUCGGGAUCGGCCGCUCAGAGCGGCGGCGUAAACAGCCGGAUGACUGGCUGACCGAGGGUGUCAUCGUCACGUCCAAACCCCAGCGUUUCCGUCCCGACGGGGCCGGCAGUGACGUCGACAAGGUCAUUAUUCCCCCAGAGUCGCCUGUCCCUGUGAGGAAGGUGCUCCCGCCCGUCUCUCCCCCAGCCCCUCAUUGCCCUCCUAUUAUAGAAGAACCUAAGCGACUACUACCAGUACGGCAGCCCCCUAUCCCUAUACCGCCACCGCUCCCUCCACCUCCCUCCCCUCCUCCACAGCCUCGGCACAUCCAGGAAACCGCUCCCGCCGCACCUCGGCAGAUUAUAAAAGCCGCACCUCCACCAGCCCCAAUUCAGGAACCUCCUGCCCCCAAGCCAGAGCCCCCUCCUCCUGUUCUGAAAACCCCAACCCACCCUCCACCAGUGGAGCCAGUGACACCGCUUGCACCCAAAGUCCUGGUGUCAGUAGGCUGUCAAACAGAGUAUGACCCAAUCUUCCCUCCAAUGCAGAUUAUGGCCCAAGGGAAGGGCGGCGUUCCCGGUGGGCCUCUGACACAGGUCAACAAGCUGGACAACAUGCUCGGGAGCCUGCAGUCGGACCUCAACAAACUGGGGGUGCAGACGGUAGCCAAAGGAGUUUGCGGAGCCUGCUGUAAACCAAUUGUGGGACAGGUGGUGACUGCCAUGGGCCGCACAUGGCACCCUGAACACUUUGUGUGCACACACUGUCAGGAGGAGAUAGGCUCGAGGAACUUCUUUGAGCGCGAAGGACAGCCAUACUGCGAGACGGAUUACCACAACUUGUUCUCCCCACGGUGCUACUACUGCAACGGGCCCAUACUGGAUAAAGUUGUGACGGCGCUGGAUAGGACGUGGCAUCCUGAACACUUCUUCUGCGCUCAGUGUGGAUCCUUCUUUGGCCCAGAGGGCUUUCAUGAAAAGGAUGGAAAAGCCUUUUGCAGGAAGGAUUACUUUGACAUGUUUGCGCCAAAAUGUGGCGGCUGUGCCAGAGCCAUUCUGGAGAACUACAUCUCGGCGCUGAACAGCCUUUGGCAUCCCGAGUGUUUUGUUUGCAGGGAGUGCUUCACCCCGUUUGUGAACGGAAGCUUCUUUGAGCACGAUGGGCAGCCCUACUGUGAAGUGCACUACCACGAGCGCCGCGGCUCCCUCUGCUCCGGCUGUCAGAAGCCCAUCACGGGACGCUGCAUCACCGCCAUGUCCAAGAAGUUCCACCCGGAGCACUUUGUCUGUGCCUUCUGCCUGAAACAACUCAACAAAGGCACCUUUAAAGAACAAAACGACAAACCCUACUGCCAUGGCUGCUUCGUCAAGCUGUUCAGUUAGGGAGUUAGGGGGUUAGGGAGUUAGGGAGUUAGGGAGU
Messenger RNA from Perca fluviatilis (European perch), 3718 nucleotides. Its product is annotated as paxillin-like. Bases 130 to 3681 code for a protein of 1183 amino acids. The transcript is spliced from 14 exons. NCBI's taxonomy places the organism in Eukaryota, Metazoa, Chordata, Actinopteri, Perciformes, Percidae. The record is from RefSeq and is a predicted model, not a curated record. Gene Ontology annotation, biological process: substrate adhesion-dependent cell spreading; endothelial cell migration; transforming growth factor beta receptor signaling pathway.